UUUUUGCAAAAAAGUGUAACUAUCUCGUUCAGAUAAUUUUCUUCCCGGCUAAACAAAACAAUACACAUCAAGAACAAUCAUGGCUUUGCGUGCCGAGUUUGAGAAUAAUGACGAUAUCGGUGUGUUCAGUAAACUUACCAACUCAUAUUGCCUGGUAGCAAUCGGUGGUUCAGAGGCGUUCUACAGUGUGUUCGAGUCAGAGCUUGCAGAUGUUAUUCCAGUAGUGCACACCAGCAUAGCCGGCUGUAGAAUUAUAGGUCGGCUUUCGGUAGGGAACAAGAACGGACUGAUCGUCCCGAACAGCACGACCGAUGUGGAACUUCAACACUUGCGCAAUUCUUUGCCGGACGCAGUGAAAAUUCAUCGUGUCGAGGAACGGCUGUCUGCGUUGGGUAAUGUGAUCGCUUGCAAUGACUAUGUCGCGCUGGUACAUCCGGACAUCGAUCGCGAGACGGAAGAAAUCAUUGUCGACACACUGGGCGUUGAGGUGUACCGGCAGACGGUAGCGAACAAUGUGCUCGUCGGUGCUUACUCCGUGCUAAGCAAUCAGGGUGGUCUCGUGCAUCCGAAAACACCCAGUCAAGAUUUGGACGAGUUAGCCUCACUGUUACAAAUUCCACUCGUAGCGGGUACGGUAAACCGUGGUUGUGAGGUGCUUGCGGCCGGCAUGGUCGUUAACGAUUGGUGCGCGUUCUGUGGCACGAGCACGACCUCAACCGAACUGUCAGUGGUGGAAAGCGUUUUCAAGCUGAAUGAAGCACAACCAUCCAAUGUGACCAGUAACCUCCGAGCAUCCCUGAUCGAAGCGUAA
Messenger RNA from Anopheles maculipalpis, 811 nucleotides. RefSeq names its product eukaryotic translation initiation factor 6 (gene eIF6). Gene Ontology annotation, biological process: assembly of large subunit precursor of preribosome; cytosolic ribosome assembly; maturation of LSU-rRNA. Gene Ontology annotation, molecular function: ribosomal large subunit binding. The coding region runs from base 80 to 811 and encodes 243 amino acids. NCBI's taxonomy places the organism in Eukaryota, Metazoa, Arthropoda, Insecta, Diptera, Culicidae. The transcript is spliced from 2 exons. Gene Ontology annotation, cellular component: preribosome, large subunit precursor; nucleolus; cytosol. The record is from RefSeq and is a predicted model, not a curated record.